Molecule: messenger RNA, 741 nt
Organism: Solanum verrucosum
Lineage: Eukaryota; Viridiplantae; Streptophyta; Magnoliopsida; Solanales; Solanaceae
Exons: 6
Coding region: 50-721 (223 amino acids)
Source: RefSeq, a predicted model, not a curated record
CUGAAAAUAAAAAUAAAAAUAUAUAUAUACAUAUUUGUUGCCUGCCACCAUGGGAAGUGAAGGUGAUUGCAAGACUAAUCAAAGGAAACCCAGAUUUCUUUGCCUUCAUGGAUUUCGAACGAGUGGAGCAAUUUUGAAGAAGCAAAUAUUUGAUAAAUGGCCAACUCAAGUGGUGGAUAAAUUGGAUCUAGUUUUUGUUGAUGCGCCUUUUCCAUCUCAAGGCAAAUCUGAAGUUGAAGGCAUCUUUGACCCUCCCUAUUACGAGUGGUUCCAAUUCAAUAAGGAAUUUACAGAGUAUGAGAAUUUUGAUAAAUGUCUUGAAUACAUAGAAGAAUGUAUGAUUAAGCAUGGACCUUUCGAUGGUCUUCUUGGUUUUUCUCAGGGGGCAAUUCUUUCUGGAGGAUUGUCCGGGUUGCAGGCUAAGGAAGUGGGACUUACAAAGGUUCCAAAAAUAAAAAAUCUGAUAAUAAUUGGAGGUGCUAAAUUUCAGAAUAAAUCUGUGGCCGAAAAGGCUUAUUCAUCAGCAAUUACAUGCCCUUCCCUUCAUUUUUUAGGUGAGAAAGAUUACCUAAAGAAGUAUGGGAUUGAACUGUUGGAAUCAUGUGUUGAUCCAGUGGUGAUUCAUCAUCCUAGGGGCCACACUAUACCAAGAUUUGAUGAGAAAGGAUUAGAGAGUAUGCUUAGUUUCAUUGAGAAGGUGCAAGCAGAGAUUAACAAGUGAACAAGUUUGAUAAUUUUUUU